Molecule: messenger RNA, 522 nt
Organism: Durusdinium trenchii
Lineage: Eukaryota; Dinophyceae; Suessiales; Symbiodiniaceae
Source: the annotation of a GenBank genome assembly
AUGUCACAUCAUCACCACUUGUUGAGAACAAGUCUUGCAAGAAGUCUUCUGUUCCGGUCACCGGUCCGGUCCCCCCAGGUCUGGGAGCUCCGCUUGGAGUCGCCCGAGAGCUCCUUCCGCCAGGCCUCCGCCGCGCUCGUCCUCUGCGACGGCACCCGCGCCAGCGGCCGGGCGCUGCCGAGGUGUCUCCGCUUGUUGAAGAGCCAUUGUGGAGUGGUGCCCAUCGUGCUGGGCUUGAACAAGUCCGACUUGGGCACAGUGAGCGACUCGGUGCGGAAGGCACGGCAGAACUGCCAGCGGACGCAGCCGCUCCAGUGCUUCGAGAUGAGUGUGAAAAAUCAGCAGAACCUGGAGAAGCCCUUCUGGUGGCUCGCGCGGCGCCUCUGUGGGCAACCGCACCUGGCCUUCGCCCCGCCGCGGGCGCCGCUUCCGCCGGCCGACGGGGUGGCCGAGGGUCCGAGCGCGGAGGCGGUGGCGCGGCAGGUGGCCAGGGCGGUAGAGGUCCCAGUCCGGGAGUCUUGA